Caenorhabditis sp. 36 PRJEB53466 is the source of this 699-nucleotide messenger RNA. NCBI's taxonomy places the organism in Eukaryota, Metazoa, Nematoda, Chromadorea, Rhabditida, Rhabditidae. The record is from the annotation of a GenBank genome assembly.
AUGUUCAGAAGUGGAAUCAGAUGGAUCUGCAGCAGUUCUGCGGCACUUAAAGGUCCUCGGAAUUAUGUGAAUCGGAAAACCGGACGAGGAUGCGGGAACGCAGUUCUGCCGAGGUUCGAGUGGAGAUACGACAAGGCUCUGGGCAAGAAUUUCCAGAAAGAGAUGGGCGUCCGAUUCGGAAUCGACACGGGCCUAGAGGACCGUCUCCUGCUCGUCUCCCUCGGCUCGCGACAACGACGUCUGGACGACAAGAAAAUGAAUCAACUGAGCAGAAUCAUGGAGGAGCGCAUCGGAGAAGUGAUGGCGACGGACGAGACACUCGGACAGCUGCAGCUGCAGAUCAGUCGAGUACGCGUCGAUCGAUCGUUCUCGCAAGUGACCGUCAGCUGGAUGUGUCGAGGAGAGAGCGAUUUGGAAGUUACGGAGACUCUUGAAAAAAUGAGACAUCAGAUCAGACGACGAGUCGGCGAAAUGAUCGGAGUGACGUGUCCCGAAGUGAAGUUCAUCGGGGACAAGAGUCUUCUGAUGGAGCAAGAAAUGGACCGACUGUUCAGAGAAGCCGACUACGGAAUGGACUAUCGGUUGCUGAGCGAGAGUGCGCGAGUACUUGGGAAUGUGAAAGAAGAGGAGAAGCCGGCAGCGGAGAGGGAGAGACGGAGAAACCCGCCGAAAUGGGUGAAGCCAAAAAAUGACAACUAG